Ictalurus furcatus (blue catfish) is the source of this 1199-nucleotide messenger RNA. RefSeq names its product 3-mercaptopyruvate sulfurtransferase-like. The coding region runs from base 36 to 1004 and encodes 322 amino acids. NCBI's taxonomy places the organism in Eukaryota, Metazoa, Chordata, Actinopteri, Siluriformes, Ictaluridae. The transcript is spliced from 4 exons. The record is from RefSeq and is a predicted model, not a curated record. Gene Ontology annotation, molecular function: thiosulfate-cyanide sulfurtransferase activity. Gene Ontology annotation, cellular component: mitochondrion. Gene Ontology annotation, biological process: transsulfuration.
GAUUCUUUUGUGAAUCAGUCGAUGAGCGGGGUGUCAUGGCCGAUCAGGUGAAGACUCUGGUCUGUGGUAAAUGGUUAGCUGAAGCGCUGAAAAACAAGCGCGUGGGACCGAGUUUGCGGGUUCUGGACGCCUCGUGGUACUUACCGAAACUAAAACGGGACGCGCGUGAGGAGUUCGCGCAGCGCCACAUCCCGGGCGCGUCGUUCUUCGACAUAGACGAGUGCUGCAACAGGUCGUCCCCGUAUGAUCACAUGCUGCCCGGGGAGGACGAGUUCGCCGACUACGUGGGAAAUCUGGGCGUCGGGAACGACACGCACGUGGUCGUGUACGACUGCAGCGACUUCGGCUCGUUCGCUGCGCCGCGCGUGUGGUGGAUGUUCCGCUUCUUCGGUCACCGGUCCGUGUCGGUGCUGAACGGCGGGAUGAAGAACUGGCUGCACGAGGGCCACCCGGUCACAGACCUGCUCUCCGCACCGGAGCGCCCGCAGUUCAGGGCCGAGAGGAACGCGGCGUGGGUGAAAACGUACGAAGACGUCCUGCAGAACCUCACCAACCGGAAGUUCCAGCUGGUAGACACGAGAGUGGAAGGACUGUUCCGGGGGCUCGAGCCUGAACCGCGAGAAGGCACGGAACCCGGUCACAUCCCGGGCAGCAUCAACAUGCCCUUUCCUUCUUUCAUGGAUUCUUCAGGACUGGAGCGUCCGGUGGAGGAGCUAAAGGAGAUGUUCCGAAAUGCAAGCGUCGACCUUCAGAAGCCCUUCUGGGUGACGUGUGGUUCGGGGGUCACAGCCUGCCACAUCGUGCUCGCAGCACACCUGUGUGGACACCCGGACGUGUGCCUGUACGAUGGCUCGUGGUACGAGUGGUUCUCCAGGGCGGCGCCGGAGCACGUCGUCUCUGAGGGGAAAGGAAAAAAGCAGCGGUGUGAUCUGAGGAUGAUAUCCACUGACCAAUUAGAGCGCAGGACACAAAACAAGGGAGAUGGAUGGAGAGAAACUUCAUAAACUGGAAGCUGCAGAAGGCUCUGAGAGAAAUGGGACAGAAGAACAUGGCUAAAUGAGAGCCAUGUCAGACACACUCAUCACAUCAACACCAUCCUCCAUCAGCUGCUCUCAGAUAAAGCCACAGUCUGUGCUUUUACUAUAUUGAGCAGUAAAAGUGCUGAAGUAACAGAAUAGUGACUAUAUUGAGCAGUAAAC